Impatiens glandulifera is the source of this 1233-nucleotide messenger RNA. RefSeq names its product peroxidase 3. The coding region runs from base 39 to 1016 and encodes 325 amino acids. The transcript has 4 exons. Gene Ontology annotation, biological process: response to oxidative stress; hydrogen peroxide catabolic process. Gene Ontology annotation, cellular component: plasmodesma; plant-type cell wall. The record is from RefSeq and is a predicted model, not a curated record. Gene Ontology annotation, molecular function: heme binding; peroxidase activity. NCBI's taxonomy places the organism in Eukaryota, Viridiplantae, Streptophyta, Magnoliopsida, Ericales, Balsaminaceae.
AAUAAGGAAGAGUAGAGUCACAUUUCAAGAUCAAAGAAAUGGUGAGUGUUGCCCAUUUUGGGAUUGCCUUUGUGUUCAUAUUAGGGUUUAGCAAUGCUCAAUUGGAGUUUAAUUUCUACAAAAAGACUUGUCCUCAGGCCGAGAAAAUCGUGCUCGAUUUCGUCAAUAAACACAUCCCAAAUGCCCCAACUCUCGCGGCUUCUCUUCUCAGAAUGCAUUUCCAUGACUGCUUUGUCCAAGGUUGCGACGGUUCUGUUCUAUUGAAUUUUACGAGUGCUUCGGGUAACCAAACCGAGAAACAAGCACCUCCAAAUCUAACACUUGGAGGUUUCAACAUCAUCGAUAGAAUUAAGAUUUUGUUGGAAGAUGAGUGUCCUGGAAUUGUUUCGUGUGCGGACGUCUUAGCAUUGGCUGCAAGGGACGCUGUUGUUGUCACGGGAGGUCCUUCAUGGAAAGUACCAACGGGUAGAAGAGAUGGGUCGAUCUCAAAUGCUGCGGAGGUCAUGCUUGAUAUCCCGUCUUUCUUUGACAACCUCACAACCUUACGAGCCGAUUUUAAUAGAAGAGGUCUCGAUGAUAAGGAUCUUGUGGUGCUUUCCGGUGCUCACACUAUUGGCAUAGCCCAUUGCUCAUCAUUCACUGAUAGAUUGUACAAUUUUACCGGAGUCGGGGAUCAAGAUCCGUCUUUGGAUAGUGAGUAUGCGGAAAAUCUGAAGGCAAGAAAGUGCAAGACAUCUAGUGACACCAACACAAUAGUCGAGAUGGAUCCAGGCAGUUUUAGAACAUUUGAUCUUAGUUACUAUAAACUUCUUAUGAAAAGAAGAGGUUUGUUUGUUUCCGAUGCUACUUUACUAACAAGCUCUUCAACUCGAGAUCAUAUAAUUAAAAUAUUGGAGGGAUCUCUAGACGAUUUCUUUCACGAAUUUGCAUUAUCCAUGGAGAAGAUGGGAAAAAUUGAAUUGAAGACGGGAACUCAAGGCGAGAUUAGAAAGAACUGUGCAUUUGUUAAUAGUUAAAUCAUGAUUAUUGCGAGAUUUGUUUGAAAAAUUACAAAUAAAAAACAUUCAAAUUGGAAAGAUUGUGGUUUGCCUAGGUAAUUCAUAAUUGCCUAUUUAAUUAUAUCUAUUGUUAAAAUAUUUACUGUUGUAUUCAAAAUGUUGUAUUUAUGUGAGAAUUUUUAUUUGAGAAUUUGUACCUCUUUUAAUUUAAAUCAAAGGUUGCUAUGUUUUCUUU